UGUAUGGACCCAUUGUACACAGCAGGGCGUGCAAGUACCAAAGACUUAAGUUUCUGUUAAAAAUCGCGAUAUUUUUCAGUUUCUUGUUUAUUAUAACACCUUUCUAAAACUAUAAUCAAGUUGCUUUGUAAUGGCGUGUGCUCUGGUCGGUGGUUCCGGGCUGAGAGUCCCACUUGAAGACGGUAGAGCAGUAAUCUUGGGUCGGGGUCCAGACACCGGAGUCACGGAUAAGAAAUGCUCAAGGCACCAGGUUAAGGCAGUGGCUUGUUUUGCGGAAAAGUCUGUCGUUAUUACACAGCUUGGGCCCAACCCUAGUUAUCUGGAGAAUGAAAAGCUGUCUCGAGGGCAAUCAGGGAAGCUGACUCACGGAGGAGUUUUAUAUUUGGUGAACCAGAACCACCCAUUUAAACUGCUUUACUCUGAAAACUCCAAUGGAACCUCUUCUGGUGUAAAACACACCGGACUUAAAGCAAAAGACAAAACUAAAGGAGCUGAAAAAGAGAGUCAUCAACCAAAGAGGAGUAUAAAGGAUUUCUUUCCUGCUUCUCCGAUAAAGUCUUCAAAACGAUCACUGAGCCCAGAGAAAGACCAGCCUGAAGUGAAGCGUCUCAAAUUGGACAGAGGAGCUCCAGAGGAAGAUUAUGAUGAAGAGGAGAAGAUGGCGGAAGAGCGGCUGAAGGAGCUGCAAAAACUGGCAGCACGUUCUGUGUCUGACACCAGUAACUCUAAUCAGACUUCGAUGGCCUCAUCAUUGUCCUCAGAGGGAUGUGCCCAGAGCAACUGGCAACAGAUCAACAAUUUAAUGGUUUACACAGCGGCUGGAGUCAAAGCCAGUGACAAGGUUGCUGGUUUCGACAUCGAUGGCUGCAUCAUCACCACUAAGUCUGGAAAAGUGUUUCCCACAGCACCAGACGACUGGAGAAUUCUGUAUCCUGAGAUCCAACCCAGACUUGCUAGUUUGCUCAAGAAAGGAUACAAGGUUGUAUUUUUCACUAACCAACUGGGAAUCGCUAAAGGCAAACUGAGACCAGAGGUGUUCAAGUCGAAAGUGGAGGACAUUCUUGCGACACUAAAGCUGCCAGUUCAGGUUUUUGUAGCGAGUGGUCCUGGCAUAUACAGGAAGCCAGUGGUGGGAAUGUGGACCCAUUUGUGUGAGAAGGCUAAUGAAAGCAUUCCUGUUGACAAGGCACAGAGUUUCUAUGUUGGGGACGCUGCAGGAAGGCCAGAAAACUGGGCUCCUGGGAAAAAGAAGAAGGAUUUCUCCUGUAGCGACAGAUGUUUUGCCCUCAACAUUGGACUACAGUUCCACACUCCUGAGGAGUACUUUCUAGGAUGGAAGAGCGCCCCCUACAAUCUGCCUGAGUUUGACCCUAGAAAGCUUAACUAUAACGCCAGACUGUACGACCCACCAUCAGCCUCUCUCAUCUCAGACAAAACAGAAGUUAUUGUUGCUGUGGGUUACCCUGCAUCUGGAAAAUCAACAUUCUUUCACUCUCAUGUUAUUCCAAAGGGCUACGUGUAUGUAAACAGAGACACAUUGGGGUCGUGGCAGAGUUGUGUUGCAGCCUGUGAGCGUGCGCUGAAAGAAGGACGCAGCGUUGCGGUGGACAACACCAACCCAGACCCAGAGUCACGGAAACGUUAUUUGGACGUGGCGAAAGCUGCAGGAGUGCAGAGUCGCUGUUUCCAAUUCACUGCGAGUCUGGAGCUGGCCAAACACAACAACAGGUUUCGAGAAAUGACACCAUCAGAAAACAAACAUCUCAAGGUCAACGAUAUGGUUUUCUACAGUUACAAGAAACACUUUGUGGCUCCUACGCUUUCAGAGGGAUUUUCUGAGAUACUUCAAUUCCACUUUGUGCCUAAUUUCAAAGACAGCCAAUCAGAAGCCCUGUUCAGGCAGUUCUCCGAAGGGUAAAUGGAUAGAAAAUAAAUGAUGUUUUCAACACAAGAGGCUAGAGAUAGAAAGAGUCAACAAAAUAAAUCUAAGUUCAUGUAUUUAACAAUAAGCAACACUAAGAAAGAAAGCACUGCUGUCAGACCUUUAUUUCUUAACCUUUGCUUUUCAUGUGUCAAAUGUAUUACAGUUUAACAUUAAAAAUGAUCAUCAGAAUAAAUGGCCUGUUAUUGGGAUGAUUUGAAAAGAAUAAAAAGCUAUUUUGUGUCA
This is a messenger RNA of Boleophthalmus pectinirostris (great blue-spotted mudskipper), 2167 nucleotides long. Its product is annotated as bifunctional polynucleotide phosphatase/kinase-like. Gene Ontology annotation, biological process: DNA repair. Gene Ontology annotation, molecular function: ATP-dependent polydeoxyribonucleotide 5'-hydroxyl-kinase activity; polynucleotide 3'-phosphatase activity; protein binding. The record is from RefSeq and is a predicted model, not a curated record. Lineage: Eukaryota; Metazoa; Chordata; Actinopteri; Gobiiformes; Gobiidae. Gene Ontology annotation, cellular component: nucleus.